Molecule: messenger RNA, 1011 nt
Organism: Endocarpon pusillum Z07020
Lineage: Eukaryota; Fungi; Ascomycota; Eurotiomycetes; Verrucariales; Verrucariaceae
Exons: 1
Coding region: 1-1011 (336 amino acids)
Source: RefSeq, a predicted model, not a curated record
AUGACCACCCUUUCGCCUGCUACCACCUUCUGCUCGCAGAGCACAUCCUCCAAACUCAGCAGCAUGCCUCUCAGACUCAAGCGAUUCACCUCGAAGAAAGAGCCUAAGUCAUCAUUAUCAUCGUCACGAUCCCUCUCCUCCAGGAUAUCCCCAGCAACGCCGGUCGCAGCAAACAGCAAGACAACAAACCCGUUUCCCGUGACAACGCCUACCAGACGACCAAAAAAUCUCGACGAGGCAGCACCACCAGCAUACUCACCACCCACCAAUUCCGCAGUGAAAACUGCUCCCAUUCUGUCAAAUGAGGAUUCUCCGUACUCCUUUCUCGAGCAAUUCGACACCGUAUUCCUCAUCGAUGACAGCGGUAGCAUGGCAGGCAGAAGUUGGCGUGAAACCGCCGCUGCCCUGACUGCAAUCACUCCUAUCUGUACAGAUCAUGACUCCGACGGAAUUGACAUCUACUUUCUGAAUCAUCGCAAUCGACGGGAUUCCACUGGCGCAUAUAGAAACAUUUCCGCAACCGUUGGUGUUGAAAGCAUCUUCAACUCCGUUCGACCCCUUGGUGGCACCCCCACCGGCACACGUCUACAACACAUUCUCAAGCCAUACCUUGCGCAAGUCGAGGAUAUGAUUGAACGCCAAGCCCAGGGCCAAGAAGUCACCGUGAAGCCACUAAACAUCAUUGUCAUCACAGACGGUGUUGCCAGUGACGAUGUUGAAUCUGUCAUUGUUCAGGCAGCGAGAAAGCUUGACGCAUGGGGGGCAGAGCCAUGGCAGAUUGGCAUCCAAUUCUUUCAGGUCGGAAGAGAACCAGAUGCAGCCGAAGAUCUACAGGACCUGGACGACGCUCUGUCGACUACACACGACAUACGAGACAUUGUUGACACAGUUCCAUGGACAGGGGACGACGGACAGAUACUUACCGGUGCCGGCAUUCUUAAGGUUGUACUCGGUAGUGUCAACCGCAAACUUGAUCGCCGACGAGGAUCUGAUGAGAGGUUGAGAAAAUGA